Molecule: messenger RNA, 694 nt
Organism: Trichoderma harzianum CBS 226.95
Lineage: Eukaryota; Fungi; Ascomycota; Sordariomycetes; Hypocreales; Hypocreaceae
Exons: 2
Coding region: 31-675 (214 amino acids)
Molecular function (GO): oxidoreductase activity, acting on NAD(P)H
Source: RefSeq, a predicted model, not a curated record
ACUCUUGGAGUAGCCGUUGCAACUGUAGGAAUGGCACUUUACUACUCUCUAAAACUGCCGUCACCUUUAUCGCUGAAGAGCGAAUCCAGAUAUUUUCUGGUAUACGGAGCGAGUACAGCAAUGGGAACUAUGGCUAUCCAGAUGGCUGUGAUGUCCGGGUUCUCACCCAUAGCCAUUUGUUCUCCUCGGAACUACGAUCUAGUCAAGUCGCUCGGUGCUAUCGCUACUUUUGACUACCAUUCGCCCUCGUGCGGCAGCGAAAUUCACGAUUUCACAAAUGACACGCUGGUGUACGCUCUCGAUUGCAUCGCAGACACAUCAUCAAUGACCAUUUGCUAUAAAGCCAUUGGAUCAGCAGGCGGACACUAUCUGAGCUUGGAUCCGUUCCCUAUCCGUUGCCACACGCGGAGGAGUAUCAAGCCAAAUUGGAUAAGCACGUUGACCAUGUUUAAUCAGGCAGUCAAUUGGCAAAUUGGGUAUCGUAAGGAAGCGAAACCAAAGGAUCGGGCGUUUGGGCAUGAAUGGUUUAAAACAGCGCAGGAGUUAUUAGACAAUGGUCAUGUCAAGCCUCAUCCUUUCAAGGAGAUGACUGGUGGACUUGAUGGCAUUGUCGAUGGAAUAGCACAAGUACGAAAGUCGGAAGUUUCAGCAAUGAAGCUGGUUUACACAAUUUGAGUUUGAGACGUAGAUCUGG